Messenger RNA from Orussus abietinus, 1700 nucleotides. Its product is annotated as membrane metallo-endopeptidase-like 1. Gene Ontology annotation, cellular component: plasma membrane. The record is from RefSeq and is a predicted model, not a curated record. The coding region runs from base 95 to 1684 and encodes 529 amino acids. Gene Ontology annotation, biological process: protein processing. Lineage: Eukaryota; Metazoa; Arthropoda; Insecta; Hymenoptera; Orussidae. Gene Ontology annotation, molecular function: metalloendopeptidase activity. The transcript is spliced from 12 exons.
CAAUUUCUACGAGGAGUGCAUUCAUUUGUUUAAGCGCAUCUCAUAUAGAAAAUUAUAUUCAUAAGUAUUUUUACAGAAAAAAGUGUUUCCCAUAAUGGGUCGGGAAAAUCGUUUUCCAGGAUCUACCAUCCUAGGUCUACUUUUGGUAACGUCGAAUAUUUUGCAAUUGACAAUGUGUCGCCGAAUGGCAGCGAUAACGAAAUACAACGAGACGGGCGGAUUGUUUGAAAAUCUCGAUACGACUGAUUUUGUAUGCAGCUCUCCCGAGUGUUACAUUUUGGGUGACACCCUUGAUAUGAACAUGGACCAGUCUGAAAAUAAGUGUAAUAAUUAUUACAAGUAUGCUGUUGGAAAUUUGGGUCAGUACAAUCCUUAUGCACCUCUGGAAAAUACCGAAGAAUAUUUAGCCCACAGAAAAGAGUCGAUUAUCCAAGAGUUGGAAGUUUACGACCGGGAUGACGAGAUCAGCUCCACAAAUCCAGAUCUAAGAACAGCAAGGGAAUUAAGAAAAAUCUGCCUGGACGUUGCCUAUAUUCAACAACAAGGAGUGGACUCCGUAUUGACGAUUCUCAAUAAUCUUAAUAAAUGGCCCGUCAUCGAACAGAAGUGGGAGAAGAAAAUUUCCUGGCAGGAUCUAGAGAAAGUUUACAUCCGUCUUACCGGAAAUGGAACCUUUCACAGGAUUAUGGUAGAAGCCGAUCCAACAUAUACUCUUGACCCUAAAAGACAUUACAUGACGAUACAUACACCGGAGUUUGACUUGACGAGAGCAGUUUUGGCGAACCCGGAUAGCAACAGGAAUACGAUCCAAAAAUACAAAACUUACAUAGAAGAGAUCAUUUCCGUAUUCGCGAGGGCGGCUGGAACGAAUGUUCCUCAAGACAAAAUCAGAGCGGAUGUUAAAGAGAUGGUUGACUUGGAAAUUAAUCUCGCGAAGAUUAUUAAUCCUAAACAAGAUCGACCAGAUUGGUAUAAAACUUUUUACCGCUAUAGCAUUGACUUUUUAAUUCAAGGAUGGUAUGAUGAGGGGAAACCACAAGGGCCAUACAGCGCGGUCAACUGGGCGAGUGUUAUCCAAAGUUACUUUAAAGAUGGAAGUGCAAAGGUUAACGGCUCAACGAUCUCUCAUAUAUAUGACAAAAUGUAUUUGACAAACCUCGCGACAGUUAUGCACAAAACAUCGGAACGAACGCUCAUAAAUUACAUUCAUUGGCGUUUCGUAAGAAAUAUAUUACCCUAUUUGGACCAGCAAAUGAUCGACUACAAUGUUAAACUAAAUGCCCUGAUGCCAGGGAAAAAGAACCCACCAGAGGAUCGGGCUAAGUUUUGUGAAGAACACAGCCGGGUACUGGAAGCUGCGAUGAACAAUUGGAUAUAUGAAAACGUACCGGAUAAUGUUCAAAAUGAGGUCAAAAGAAUUGCCGAAUCGGUUAAGUCUGAAUUAGGGGAAAUGGUUUCCAGGGCUGCAUGGCUGGAUUCUGAAACGAAGACGAGAUUGAAGAAAGCUCUUCAAGAUAUGUCUGUUGAACUCAUUCGUCCACACGCGAUUGCAACUGGAGAUGGAACUAUAUACAGAGGGAUGACAUUCACGGACCUGUUCCUGGAAAAUGCAAUUUUAGUAAACAAAUUGAGAAUCGACAAACAGUUCGAGUUGCAUGGAAAGCCGUUCUUUUCUACUAUGUAAGUUGGCACCCUUUUAC